UGCUACUCAAAACACGUCGACAUGGAGAAUAGGAACAGCUACACAGUCGCCGUGGUUACAGAAAUGUGAAAUGGUUUUCAAAACAGAGCUGCACACCUUUUCCGCUGAAUUCAUUCGUGUUUAUCGAAACUACACUCAUAAGGAAAGAAACUAAUGGUUACAGCGACAUGGACAGUGACCUGAGUCCCCAGGAUAAAAAAGACUUAGACAAGUUCAUUAAGUUCUUUGCCUUGAAGACUGUCCAGGUGAUCGUCCAAGCCCGACUGGGAGAGAAGAUCUGCACCCGCUCAUCAUCAUCACCAACUGGCUCUGAUUGGUUUAAUUUGGCUAUCAAAGAUAUUCCAGAGGUGACCCAUGAAGCCAAGAAGGCUUUAGCUGGGCAACUGCCAGGCAUCGGACGUUCCAUGUGUGUGGAAAUCUCCCUGAAGACAUCAGAGGGUGACUCGAUGGAGUUGGAGACCUGGUGCCUUGAAAUGAAUGACAAAUGUGAUAAAGACAUCAAAGUUUCAUACACCGUCUACAAUCGUUUGUCUGUCCUCCUGAAGUCUCUGCUGGCCAUCACCAGAGUAACACCUGCCUAUAAACUGUCCAGAAAGCAGGGACAUGACUAUGUCAUAUUAUACAGGAUCUACUUUGGGGAAGUCCAGCUGAGUGCAUUAGGAGAAGGUUUCCAGACAGUUCGUGUCGGUGUAGUUGGUACUCCUGUCGGCACAGUCACACUUUCCUGUGCCUACCGCACCAACCUAGCAUUCAUGUCUAACAGACAGUUUGAGCGGUCAGCUCCCAUCAUGGGGAUCAUUGUGGAUCACUUCAUGGAUCUUCCCUGCAGCAAUCAGAGACAUUCAACAGUGGGACAGCCAUGCAACUACAGGCCUGCAGUUGAGGAGGAGGGAGGACCAUUUACAGGAGUUCAGGAUUCACAGGAGGUCUGCACCACCUCCUUCUCCACCUCCCCUCCCUCUCAGUGUGUGUGCACACUGACUCCUUCUCCCUCUAAACUGCAUAAGCCCCUGCCUGUGGAGAGUCUGCAACUUGCAUUGGCUCCUGGACUUGUCACUCACACUCUCUACAGUUCCAGAUUAAAUCAGAUGACAGGAGGUGCUGCUGAACUCUGUCACCCUGCUGCUAAUCCAAACCAGGUGUUGCAUGUUGGAAAGGAGGGCGGUGUUCUCUUGGUUGCUGCUCAACCUACUCAUGGAACUGACUGCCAUCUCACAGUGGACCAUGCUCCUAACACACCUGGUAGCAGUGGUGAUGAUGCCGUCCUGUCGCAGAGUGCAGAAGGAAGGAGGAGCAUUUCUCUUUCUGAUCCAGUGGAGUCUCUGUCCACGUUCACACGAAAAGUGGGAGCCUUUGUGAAUAAAUCCAGCGCACAGGUUCCAGCAGUCAGUCUGGACCUGCCAUUUGCUGCUUUUGCUCCAAGAGGACUGGACUCAGAGGAGAAUGACCCCAUGGUGCAGCCUCCAGACUCUCCCACCUGCUCCUCUCCCCUGCAGGCCAGUCUCCACUCUCAGGGCUCAGAGGGAUCAGUACAGCAGGAUGACUUUGUCAUGGUCGACUUUAGACCAGCAUUCUCUAAAGAUGACUUGUUACCAAUGGAUCUAGGAACCUUCUACAGAGAGUUCCAGAACCCUCCUCAGCUAGCCAGCCUCUCCCUGCACAUCAGCUCACAGUCGAUGGCCGAUGACCUGGACUCGCUACCGGAGAAGUUGGCUGUCUAUGAGAAAAACAUUGACGAGUUUGAUGCAUUUGUGGACAUGCUCCAGUAGACAUUUGAACAAAGAAGGAAAAAUCAGUUCUAUGUGAAGCCCUGCUGAUCGUGCCCAUUUCUCUUUCUUUCCGACCUGUACAGACAGUAGCCAUUACUGUAAAUACCUCUGCUUACACACUAAUCUAGUUUUACGAGGUCUGUCCAUAAAAUAUCGUACCUUUUUAUUUUUAUUUUUUAAACUAUAUGGAUUUGAUUCAUAUGUUUUCACGUCAGACAAGCUUGAACCCUCGUGCGCAUAUGUGAGUUUUGGAUGGAAAUACAUGCAAACGCAAGAGUGGAAAUUCGCACGUGCAUUUUGAGGCAGAAGUCAGCAUUAUGUUUCAGUGUCUGAUUGGAGGUUUUACUUGACACUCUUGUAAUUCAGUUUAUUUACACAGCACCACAUCGCAAUAUAGGUCGUCCCCAGACGCUUCACAUGAUUAUGGUCGAACCUUACCCACCCCCGAGCAGCAUAUUGGCCACAGUGGUGAGGAACAUCCCUCAGGUUCUUUUGGAUUACAGGAAGAAACAGCAAGCAAACUACGGUCAGUGAAGUGACCAUCUGCUUUGUCCAUAUUACCAUUAAAUACACAAAGCACAACAAAAAUUUGUCACACAUGUAAAGACAGAAAUGUUGCAGAUGAGCAACCACACACAUCAAGUCCAGUGGCUCCACUGGAUGGCUUAAAAAAAUAAAAUGGUGGCUAGAAGAGUCUCAGUAAAUUGAAUAAAAUUGGGAAAUUGGUGUUGAAAGCCAGUUCAUUUAUUCAUAGAAGGAACAUUUUCCAGAAUGUGUCCAUUAGUGUAACUGUGUUAAAUAUCCUAAUAAAGCAUGGCUGCUCUGAAG
This is a messenger RNA of Thalassophryne amazonica, 2597 nucleotides long. RefSeq names its product ATG13 autophagy related 13 homolog (S. cerevisiae) (gene atg13). NCBI's taxonomy places the organism in Eukaryota, Metazoa, Chordata, Actinopteri, Batrachoidiformes, Batrachoididae. Bases 168 to 1769 code for a protein of 533 amino acids. Gene Ontology annotation, biological process: protein localization to phagophore assembly site; autophagosome assembly; mitophagy. Gene Ontology annotation, cellular component: phagophore assembly site; cytosol; extrinsic component of membrane. The record is from RefSeq and is a predicted model, not a curated record. The transcript is spliced from 18 exons.